AUGGCGAGGUAUGACUAUGAGCCAAAAUAUGGCUUGGAGAAUUACACUAUGGUCUUCACUAUAGAGGAAACGUUCGAUCCUGUGGCUUCAACGACUUGGAUGCAGAAGAAUUGGCUACACUCUGUAUCGCUGUCUGUGGCCUACGUGGUGCUGAUUUAUGCUGGACAAAAGGUCGUUGUGACUUCUGAUAGAACAAACACUUCAUAUGCUUUUCGCAACAUUUCUUUGCAAUAUCGGCGUAAGCCGUUUGGUUUUGAUGUGCCACUUUUCUUGUGGAAUACAGGUCUGGCCUUAUUUUCGCUGCUUGGAUUUGUACGCAUGACACCGGAAUGGCUAUGGAGUUGGAAGGAGAACUCUUUCGUCUACUCAGUAUGUACCGCUUCUUACGCACAAGGAGUCACUGGAUUCUGGACAGAGCAAUUUGCGAUGAGCAAAGUUUUCGAAUUGCUGGACACUGCUUUCAUUGUGCUCCGUAAACGUCCACUUCUAUUUCUUCAUUGGUACCACCAUGUUACUGUCAUGAUCUUUACAUGGCAUGCGUAUAAGGAUCACACGGCUUCUGGACGUUGGUUUAUUUGGAUGAAUUACGGUGUCCAUGCAUUAAUGUACACCUACUAUGCUCUUCGGGCUUUGCGCUUGCGUCUGCCCAAAGCUAUUGCGAUGAUGGUCACUGUGCUGCAAAUUUCGCAGAUGAUCAUGGGUAUUGCUAUUGGCGUCACCGUCUAUAGAGUGAAGAAAUCUGGUGAACAAUGCCAACAGACAUGGGAGAACCUCGGGUUGUGCUUCCUCAUUUAUUUCACCUACUUCUUGCUAUUUUGUAAUUUCUUUUACCACGCUUAUCUGAAGAGGAACAACCGUUACGCCGUUGAGAAGAAACCGUCUUCUAAGGUCUACAACGCAAAAUUUUCAUACUUUCAGGUCGAUGGGAAUACUGCAGUUCAACACCUGAAAGAAGACAUUAACGCAAACAUCAACGGUACAGCAGUCAUGACAAAGAACGCUGUCAGAAGAAGAGUGCAGAGAGUCGACUAA
Molecule: messenger RNA, 1032 nt
Organism: Angiostrongylus costaricensis
Lineage: Eukaryota; Metazoa; Nematoda; Chromadorea; Rhabditida; Metastrongylidae
Source: the annotation of a GenBank genome assembly